AUGGCUGAUCCGGUCUAUAGUUUUGAAAAAGUCGAAGAUUUCUUCUCACAUUACGAGUCUUGGACAAAACUUGGUAAUGUUCUCAGUCAUAGCUAUGAUCCUAACAUUCGUACACUUACCUUAAUUAUCGAAGGUGGAUACCCUCAAGGUCAGUCAUGUUGUCUCCUCAUUCAGCUGCUUGGAUAUAGUGUUUUUCGCGUGCGCUUUGAUCCAAGUAAGAGAAGCGCUGAUGAAUAUAUUACAAACAACACUCGAGCAGUAGUUAUGGACACAUGGGCAGAUCUUCAGAAUGAGUGGGGUCAAUUUAACACAAAGUUUAAUGACGGUCAAGAUAUAAUUAGUAUUGAUACAGUACACAUUAAUGAUAGUACACAGUACAUAAAGAUUGAAAUAAGUCUUAAGCCUUUCUCUAUUCGGGUUUAUCGAUUUGAGGGUGGACAAUUAUACUCAAUUUGGACAACUAACGAGGAAAUAGGAUUACGUUGGACUGAAGUCAGAGAUCAACUCAGUUCUGGUAGUGUUACAAAUACUUUUAAAAUAAUUCAGGUGUUAAACAAACCUACAACUGCAAAAUACGCAGGAUUUGGUGAACAUGGAGGUGUCGGCCUAUUUAAAAAUUCACAACAACUCACCUUCUUCAAUUAUGAUAAUUAUGGAUAUGGUCAAAUUUAUGGCCAAGGACCUCUGGAUCAACGCGAGCCUCUUUACCACUCAGAUCCUUUUUUCAUGGAAUUCAAUGGGGUUCCUGGAAAAGAAUCGAUCAUUGGCAUGUAUAUUGAUAAUUACUCACUUAUUUGUAUGGAUAUUGGCUAUGAAAAGUCCGAUAGAAAUAUGUUUGGCGUUAAAUUUGGUGAACUCGAUUAUUACGUAUUUUCUGGAAAUGAAUGCAAGGACAUUAUUAAUAGUUUCACAAGUCUAGUCGGACGUUGUAGGCUUAAACCUCGUUACGUUCUUGGUUUCCAUCAAGGGUGUUAUGGCUGGACGAAGAGGCAGGAUGUAGAGGAUACCCUCCAAAAAUACAGAGAUAACAAUAUUCCAAUUGAUGGCCUUCAUAUUGACAUAGAUUCUCAAAACAAUUAUCAAGUUUUUACCUUAAAUCCUGUAACUUUUCCAAACCCCAAAGAAAUGUUUGAUAAUUUACGGCUUAAUGGUGCAAAAUGUUGUGUUAAUGUUACUCCAAUUAUCAAAAAAGGUGAUAAUGAUUAUGUACCAUACAAAGAGGCUAUGGCGAAUGGUUAUUUGAUUUUAGAUCAACGUGUUCAAAGUUCUUCUGGUGAUUUACUCCAGCAAUACUACGAAGGAGGUCAUGAAGUGAUAGGAAAAAUGACCAUAGAUGACAAUCUCAGUGGUGUUUCCAUACCAUAUACUGGCAUGGAGGAUUAUGGUUAUGGUAAUAUCGUCUUGGGUCACUAUCCAGACCUUGGUAGGAAAGAGGUCAGAGAUUGGUGGGGUAAACAGUAUGAAACUCUUUUUUCAUGGGGAUUAGAAUUUGUUUGGCAAGACAUGACAACUCCAGCUAUUGAUAAAACUCGAGGUGAUAUGAAGGGAUUUCCUUUCAAACUUCGUGUUACAGACGAUUCUUUAUCUGCUACAAAACCUUCAUUAAAUUCUGCUCUCAAAGUGUGGAACCUUUUUUCUUAUAAUCUACAUAAAGCAACAUAUCAUGGCCUUAAUCUUAUCCCCAGUCGCGAAGGAAAACGCAAUUUUAUAGUAGGUCGUGGUAGCUUUACCGGAUCCCAUCGGUUUUGUGGUUUGUGGACUGGAGAUAAUGCAUCAACAUGGAACUUUUAUCGGAUUAAUAUUGCACAGGUAUUAGCCGUUGGACUUUCAGGACUUUCAAUAGUAGGAGCAGAUAUUGGAGGAUUUGGUAAAGGUGAGAAUAAUGGAAACUGGGCUAGUCCUGAACUGAUUAUUCGUUGGACAACAGCUGGAUCAUUCCUGCCAUGGUUUAGAAACCAUUAUGUAAAGAAAUCGAUGAGACAAUCAAUGGUGUUAUUGCAACUUUGGUAUGAUUUAAUGUGGGUGAAUGUGCUUGAAAGUAUGCCAAUGUGUCGAGCGAUGUUUAUUAAUGAUCCACGUGAUAGUGCACUUUACAAUGAUAAGAUUGACUUUAACAGUAAUCAAUUCUUUGUUGGCAAAGAUAUGCUUGUAGCGCCUAUAAUGGACCCUGAUGCUACUACACGAGAUAUUUAUUUGCCAAUCAUAGAUUACUGGUAUAAUUUUAUGGACAGUAAAUUCCCACUAGCAGGUGCAGUUGAAGGUGGCACAACAGUUCGAAAUUUUGAUGCACACAUCGAUGGUGAUGACUAUAAUCAUUUGGGGUUUAUUGUUCCAGUAUAUAUUCGUGCUGGAGCUAUAAUCCCGGAAAUCCCUCUAGAGCAAUGGGUAGGGCAACUUCACGAAAAUGGUAAACCUUGCAAUAUCACCCUCAAUAUCUAUCCGGGAAUACAAGGCAAUUAUACUAUGUAUUUGGAUGAUGGUGUUAGUCUUUCUUCUGCACCACCUGAUGCACCUCAAUACAAAUACAUGGACCCAGAAGAAAAAAAGUGGGCAAAGGGAGAAUACCGAGAAGUAAAGAUCGAACAUGUUCAGUCUGGAAUUAAUCGCGAUAUCACAAUCUCGAGAGGUAGGGAUAAUUACACACCUCCUUUAGAAACAUUCUACCGUGUGGCUAUACUACAUGAUCCCUCAGAAUCUUUUCAAGGUUCAAAUGGACCUUUAAUGUCCAUCACUGUUAAUAGUCAAGUGUUAAAAGAUCCUAACAAGGAUAUGGUUUUAAGUAACGAUAAUAUUAAUCCUGUUAAUAGUUGGUAUUAUGAACCAUCAAUUAAAAUCUCUUAUAUUAAG
Messenger RNA from Racocetra persica, 2847 nucleotides. The record is from the annotation of a GenBank genome assembly. NCBI's taxonomy places the organism in Eukaryota, Fungi, Glomeromycota, Glomeromycetes, Diversisporales, Gigasporaceae.